Molecule: messenger RNA, 4812 nt
Organism: Adelges cooleyi (spruce gall adelgid)
Lineage: Eukaryota; Metazoa; Arthropoda; Insecta; Hemiptera; Adelgidae
Product: protein Tob1-like
Exons: 5
Coding region: 469-1776 (435 amino acids)
Biological process (GO): regulation of gene expression
Cellular component (GO): nucleus; cytoplasm
Molecular function (GO): transcription corepressor activity
Source: RefSeq, a predicted model, not a curated record
GGGCCGCCUCGCAUUCGGUCUGUCACACGCGCUCCGUACGCUCUGCCGUUAUACUGUUCCUUUAGUUGUUAAUAAAAAUAAAAAAACAAUUUUUUUUCUUUACACGGCGGUCAAAAACAAUUUUUAUCGCACACUCAAACUGUAAAAAAAAAUAUAAUUUUUCAUUUUCUUCCGCGGGACGUCGUUAUUGGGAAAAACACCGACGGUUUUCGGUUUACUUUUAUAUUAAUGUAAAACGACAUUAACCUACGCACGGCCAAUUCGGUAUUUCACCAAAUAAAUUUUGUUUCUCGAAGAAAAAGUUUCCACCACGGGAUAUCAUACAAAAUCAUUGAAAUCUCGCUUUUGGGAGCUUGAGCCUACGUGUUGUGAUAAAUAAACUGAAAACCUUGUUUUAUUCACUACGAAAACGCGACUCCGUUAAUUACAACUUUUAGUAAACACUUUCUAGAAAUCAGCCGUUCAAAGAUGCAUAUCGAGGUCAGCGUGGCGUUAAACUUUGUGAUCUCUUACCUGUACAACAAGCUUCCUAGGAGACGCGUCAAUAUAUUUGGCGAAGAACUGGAGAAAUGCUUGACUGAGAAGUUUGCCGGCCACUGGUACCCGGAAAAACCGUACCGCGGGUCGGCUUACCGUUGCAUUAAGACCGGGUCGCCCAUCGAUCCGGUGUUCGAAAAGGCGUCCCGGGAGAGCGGCGUGGCCAUACAGGACGUGCUGGAGAACUUGCCCCAGGACCUGGCCGUCUGGGUCGAUCCCGGCGAAGUGAGCUACCGUAUUGGCGAGAAGGGAGCUGUCAAGAUCUUGUACAACGAGAACGGUGGCGGCUUACAAUUCGACGCCCACGACGAUCGCAACGCCGACCGAGAAGUGGUCAAGACGUUCAACCCCGAAGCCCAGUGUUUCCGGCCAAUCGACUCGGUGGCGUCCAGUCUUAGCUCGUUGAGCAUUUCGCCGCCGGACAAGUGUAUGGCCGGUUCACCGCCCUUGGGCAGCGGUUCGGACAGCUCAUCUCCCACACAACACUACCAUCACCUUCUCAAUCAGCCGCAGCAGCACAACAUCCCGUUCAACAAACCUAUUCCGCCGCCGCAGCAGCAGCAGCCGCGAAGUCCCAGCAGUGCAUCCGCAUACGCGCCGGCCAGACAACCGUCGGCACCGUUGACGUUCACCACGGCUUCGUUCGCACAGACAAAGUUCGGCAGCACUAAAUUGAAGUCCAACAACAAACGGGCUAACAGGUUUCUGUUAACUGAAUUUCUAGACAAGAUGUCACCGACAGAAUUUGCCAACUACAUCAAACAACGAGCGGUCUUGCAACAGCAGCAGCAGCAAAUAGCCGGCGGAAGUGGACAGCGGCCGGUAUCCCCGGUGCAGCAACAACACCACCGCGGUGGACAGAACGGCGAGUCGGCGUCCAACUACUUCUUCCAGCAACAACAACAUCAACAGCAGUACAACGGUUAUCAGAGACCGCGCCAAUCCAACGGAUACCGAAACAGCGGCGGGGUGUCUGAUUACUCGCUUUCACAACUGCAAUUUCCCAACAAUAGCAGCGGCGGCAGCAGCAGCGGCUGGUCCACAUACAGUGAAUUUGGCCCUCGACCGUUCGGCUCACCGAUGGGCCCUUUGUCGCCUUCCAACUACGGCGGGGCGCAAUCGUCGGGCCCGCAACAGCCGCCGUCAGCGCAACCAAAAAUGGACAGUUACAACAGCAUGGGCUUAGGCUCAUCGUCGUACAGAUCUAGUCCUUAUCAGCAGCUGUUGGUUGCUAACUAAAUCGGCGUCCCUUCAUUAAGUAACAAAAUCACUUUGCCCCCGAUCCGCCCACCUUUUUUUUACAUCCAUACAAUAUAUUGAUAUACUUGCCUAUUUCUCCUUCCUUACUUCCUCACUUUGACUUAAGAAAAUACACCAUGUUUAGAUGUAAAUUAUAAAACACAAUUGCCCCUUCUAGACUUUCAUUCCUAAAUACCUCCCACCCACCCAACUCGCAAGAGUUUCUUCUUACUUCUAAACAGACGCCUGUUAUAAUAAUUAGAUAAGUUAUUUUCUAAUAGACACUUUAUAUACUACGUUUUUCUUUAAAUAUAAUAUAUACUAAAUAACAUCAAUGUGAUUCAUCACCGUAAGUAUUAUUAAUUUUUUUUUUUACAAUUUUAUUUUUCUUUUUGACUAAAACUUUUUAAUAACUUUUUGAAUUAACACGUAUAUUAUAUAAUUUCUUUUUUUUAAGUAAUGUCUCUUAUUAUCGCGCAGAAUUUUUAUUAUAUAUAUAUAUAUAUAUGUAUAUAUAUAUACACAUACUAUAUUAUAUACUAUAGAUACUGUUUUUUAUUUGAUUAUUAUUUUUACCAAUGAGAGGAUUAGAACUUAAUUUAUCAAAAUUCAUAUAAUAUAAUUUAUUGGUAAACUCAUUUUACAAUUCAUUACAUUAAUGUUUAUAAGAAAAUAUGUACAUUAUUUAAUGUUCUGUGAACAGCUAAAAAUACAAUAACCAACCCCUAUAAGUUAAUACACAUUUUUAUUACGCUUAAGUUAUUUAAGACAAGGUUAUACUCUUUGUAAAUAUAAUAGAAUCUCCCAUAGUUAAAAAAAACCCUUCGACUUACCCCUCUCUCUCUUUCUCUGUGAGAAUCAUCACUUUUCAAUACUUGCAUGCUAAUUUUAAAUUUGUAAGAUUAUUUAAAUGGAACAAUCUAAUCGCAAUAAUCACAUCAUAGUAGAUGUUUUAAAUAUAUAGUCUUAUCGGCUUAAUUAAUUAAUUCAUAUUUAUUUAAACGUCAUUCAAUUUGAUAAAAAAUUAAUGACAAUAUAAAAAAAAAUUAAACAAAUAUUUAUUAUGUACUGGAAAAUAUAUCGAUGGAUCUCGCCGGUUAAAAAAAAUGUACUUGCAUUUUGCUAUUUAAUUCGAGGUUUACUUAAAAAAAAAAACCAAUAACCAUUUUUUUUGUUUUCGUCGUUAUUAUCCAAUUUGAAGUGCAUGCGUUUUUUUAUUGUAAUUUCAAAGCUUUAAAUUAAAGGUUUUAUUUAGUAAAUGUUUUAUUAUUUUUAUUUUUUAAUUUAUUUGGUAUUUUUUUACUCUUUAUAUUAUGAUAAAUAUACGUACCUUAUAUAUAUAAAUAUAUGUAUAUGAUUGUUAUGAAAUAUUUGGGUUUUUUUUAGUAGAUUUAGAAACUAUUAUUGUCUAAGUAGUCAAACUUAUCGUGUUACAAUUUUUUUAUUAUUAUUAUUGUUAAAAUCUAUAUUUUUUGUGAAUAAUGUUGUCUUAGGCCAUUUUUCAUACUAUAUAUUUAUUAACAUAAACCAAACAUGUUAUAUAUUUAACAUGAUGUAUGACAUUUUUUUUAAUGUUAAUUUUUUACUGUGCACGUUUUGAGCGAAUGUAAUUUACUAUACCUACCUGUUCCAUUGUAUGAAAAACUUACCUAAACUAUUAAUAAUUAUUGUUACCAUCAAGUCGGCUGAUGUAUUAUUGUCGGGUCGUACUUACAUACAAUUUUCCGUUUUAUAUGCAAUUGAAAAUAAUACAUUAAAAAUAAUAAUGAUUUCUCCUAAGUUUAAUGAUUAUGUUUGAGUAGGUAAUAUAACAAUACUUAGGCUUAAGAAUACACGUUUUUGAUCCCGUUGUCUUCCAAAGAUAUCUCCAUCAUAAAAUUUACUUUGUCCUUUCUCCAAAAUUUAUAAACCUUAAGAAUUAGUUUACAUUUUGAACACAAAGACUGCUAUUGACAUAACCAUAGUUUUAGUUAACAGGCUCGUAGUUCAUAAGCUUAAGUGACUGACAAUUUUUUUUUUAAAGUAAUAACAAAAUAUAACUAUAGUUCAUGGUAAAAAAGACUGGAAUGUCAACGACUUGUACUAACUACAAAAUGACCUUUCAUAAUAUAUUACGAGUGCAAUUAAGCAGUAAUAUUGAAAAAAAUAUUAACACUAGUUGCAUUAUACCUGUUUGUUUUAUCAUGCAUACAGUAUCCAUUUUUGAGUGUAAAACUACGUUUUUAUAAUAUAAUAAUAUUACAGUAUUUUAGUAUUUUCUUUGACAAUCUUAUUCGGCAAUACCUACACAUACGUGUUUAAUGUUUUUCCUAAAGUUGUUUAUUAUCAAUUUCUUUUAUAGUCCCCUCGCUAUCAAUAUACCCGAUUACCACUUAAAAAUAUUUAUAUAUUGAACUUACUCCUGUGAUGUGUGAAUAUAAUAAGACCUUUUCGGUAUUGACAAUAUUUUUAUAAUGAAUAUCUAGAUCAUAUUAUAAUAAUACAAUACAUUUACAUUAAUAAGCUACUCUGGCGUAGGAAUUAUAAUAAGCGACUUGAGUGCGAGUGUGUUUGUAAAAUAACCUUUAUUUUUCAUAAAUUCAAAUUAAUAUAUUGUUAUAAUUUAAUAAAUGCUUAGAUAUUAUGUAUCUAUGCAAAUGGAACAGAUAAUUAUUUGGAAUCUAAGUGUUAACUAAAUUAUUAUACCAAGUAAAACAGAUGUUAUAAUAAAAAGUUCUAUAUAUUACAAAUAUCUUAUGUAAUUAUACUUAUUCAACACAUACACAAUAUUAUCUAGACAUUUUCAAACUAUUUUUACUAUUUUAAUCAUAUCAUAAGAAAAUUGUUUUUAAAUCUUUAUAAUAAUUUUAGAUUUUAUCAAUUUAUACCAUAAUAUGCAUAUUAUUAUUGUUUUAAAAAUUAUUUGUAAAACAUUGGUCUUAGUAACCAAUUAUGUUUCGGUGUUACAAGUUACCUAUAGUGUAUUGAAAAAAAAAACAAUAAUUGUUUAAUCAGUUUAAGACUUAGGACGUUUUUUGCUUUUUUUGGUAUUUUUAA